Glarea lozoyensis ATCC 20868 is the source of this 2022-nucleotide messenger RNA. RefSeq names its product GTPase activation, GAP. Bases 1 to 2022 code for a protein of 673 amino acids. The transcript is spliced from 3 exons. The record is from RefSeq and is a predicted model, not a curated record. Gene Ontology annotation, cellular component: cytoplasm. Lineage: Eukaryota; Fungi; Ascomycota; Leotiomycetes; Helotiales; Helotiaceae. Gene Ontology annotation, biological process: signal transduction; regulation of GTPase activity.
AUGGCUAGAAAAUCCCAUCCACAGCCGCUGACCCUCACCGAUCCGAGACUGGUAGGCGACCAAGAUUUUCUGAAUAACCCACGAUCUCCACUGAGUCCGACGUCUCCCAAAUCUCCAAGAUCUCCAUUCCGCUUCAGCACAAAGAAAGCACAAGCUGAGGGCGAGCAGCCGCCUAUGCAGUCCUCCGAUUCACAACGCACACGAAAUACGCUACCCCCCACUCAGAAUUCCGUAUCGCUUCCCUCUUUAGAUUCAUUCACAAGCGCCCAGCCGUCGGACAGAGUGGAGGCCGAUAAAGAACAAAGACCAGCCAGAAGCGGCUUCUUUUCUAAUUAUAAAGCGUCAAAAAGCUCGAGUCGCUUACAGGCAAACCAAGACGGAAGCAGACAGGACGACAACAUGUCCAAAGACGCAGAACGUCCCAAGGUUUCAUCACAAGAAACUUCCAGAAGUGACCGUAGUACAGACCGGUCGACCAAGAGAAAACCUGUCGGUGGAGGCCCGUCGCGAUCCGAGGUAUCCAUUGACUCAACGAGCGACGCGGGGACUCCGUCUUCCUCAAAUGUGAAUAAGAAGAGUAAACCCAAAGCAUUUGGUCUGCUGUCACGAACACGAUCAAUCCGCGACGAGAAUAGUCCACGAGAACCUUCUCCCACCGACAAACUUCAACCACCACAACAACCCGAGCGGAAUCACCAACACGCAUACAGCGAGUCAAUAAAGACUGCACCAUUACGGUCGGAUAACGAUCGGACAUUUCGGGACAUGAUGGGUUCAAGUGUUCGUCAACAUUCGGAGGAUAGACAGACCUCACGAGCGCGAGACGCUUCGAGGGAGAAGGCACCCAGAGAGCCAAGUAAACUCCAGCCAUCGUUGAUGAGGGAUACAUCCAAGGAGAAUAAAAUUCCGACCUUCUCUUCCGCCCCGCAGGAGAAAAGUGGACAUGGAUUUUUGAACAACCUUAGAAGUUCGGCCACGAAAGGCGCGGGAGCCAUACACAAAGGACUUUUUGGCAAGGGAGGACGAAGUGGUAGCACGAAUGAAAAGGAGCAGCCGGUCGAUGAUGAACAUUAUGAGUUGAAGGUUAUCAACAAACCACUGGUCGAGCAGACACGACUUACACGGAUAUCGAAAAGAUUGGAGGACUCCAGGGAUAAGACGGAAUUCUGGAUGCCGGCGUUUCCCUGGCGGGCGAUUGAUUACUUGAACUACAAAGGAAGUGAUGUUGAAGGAUUGUACAGAGUGCCUGGGAGUGGACCUCAGAUCAAGAAAUGGCAGAGGAGAUUUGAUGAGGAAAUGGACAUUGAUUUAUUCGAACAAGACGAUUUGUACGACAUUAAUAUUAUCGGCUCGAUGUUGAAAGCAUGGCUUCGUGAAUUGCCAGACGAACUGUUUCCAAAAUCUGCUCAGGAUCGAAUCGCGCGAGAAUGCGUCGGCUCCGAAAAGGUACCUCAACAAUUGGUUGACGAAUUAUCCAACCUAUCUCCAUUCAAUUAUUAUCUUCUAUUCGCCAUCACCUGCCAUCUCUCGCUCCUCCUCGCCCAUUCGGCAAAGAACAAGAUGGAUUUCAGAAACCUGUGUAUUUGUUUUCAACCCUGUAUGAAGAUUGAUGCAUUCUGUUUCAAGUUUCUUGUCUGCGACUGGAGAGAUUGUUGGAAAGGCUGUAAAACAGAAACCCAGUACACGGAGCAGGAGUACAUGCUCUUUGACAUGGCUCAAGUGCCACCACCACCAGGCAGUCGAGAAGGUCAAAGCAGCACUGCGGUCGAAAGUCACGACGAACGAAAUGUUUCUAGCUCCGACAGCAGUAAACCAUCGAGCGUCAGUAUCGACAACCAAGGCCAGCGAAAGGGCUCGGCAUCUACACAACCGAAGAAAUCGGCCAUUGGUCAGAGUCAUGGUGGUGGGAGUAUGAGUACGGUUAAUACUACUCUCACGGUCCAAGAUAGGACGCCGCCGAAGAGGAGUGCGGAGAUGAGACCGCUGAGUCCGAUUAAACCAUUGAGUCCUAUCGGACUUUGA